This is a messenger RNA of Cariama cristata (Red-legged seriema), 2313 nucleotides long. RefSeq names its product lipin 3 (gene LPIN3). The record is from RefSeq and is a predicted model, not a curated record. The transcript has 18 exons. Gene Ontology annotation, cellular component: nucleus. Gene Ontology annotation, molecular function: phosphatidate phosphatase activity; transcription coactivator activity. Gene Ontology annotation, biological process: positive regulation of transcription by RNA polymerase II; triglyceride biosynthetic process; cellular response to insulin stimulus. Lineage: Eukaryota; Metazoa; Chordata; Aves; Cariamiformes; Cariamidae. Bases 1 to 2313 code for a protein of 770 amino acids.
AUGAACUAUGUGGGGCAGCUUGCUGAGACAGUCUUCGUCACGAUGAAGGAGCUGUACCGGGGUCUGAACCCCGCCACCCUGACGGGCUGCAUUGAUGUGGUGGUGGUGAGGCAGCCCGAUAACUCCUUCCAGUGCUCCCCAUUUCACGUCCGCUUUGGGAAGCUGGGUGUGCUGCGCUCCAAGGAGAAGGUGGUUGACAUUGAAAUCAAUGGGGAGCCUGUGGACCUGCACAUGAAGCUGGGUGACAAUGGAGAGGCCUUCUUUGUCCAGGAGUCGGAGGAGAAUGAGGGCAGCAUCCCCUCCCGCCUCUGCACAUCCCCCAUCCCCACGGAGCAGAGCCCGGAGGAUGCUGCUCAGCCCUUUCAUGGGCAGGAGGCCUCCAGCACUGAAGUGACCUCGCACAAGAGGAGGAGGCGCAGGAGAAAGCCCAAGCAGAAGGAGAUUUCAGAGUCCGAGUUAGAAGGCUGUGAGGAGACCAGGAGCGAGAUGUCCAUGGAGGAGCCAUGCAAGCUGCCAGCCCCAAGUGAUUCACUGUAUUUCUCCUUCGUUGAUCUCCCUGAAGAAGAAACUGGGUCAUUGCAGUCCCCAGAGAUGCACCCAUACUCUGACGGGGAGCUGGCCUCCGCGGACAGCCCCACCCUGAGCCAUCCAUCUUCUCCCAAAAGUGACUCUGAACUGGAGAUCAGACCCCAGGAGAGUUUUGCUCUAGGGGCUGAAUCCCGCAUGCAGUGGACCUGGGGAAGGCUCCCUCGGGUGAAUAAAUCGGAACGAGUUGAACCGGCCAAGUCCCCAAAGACCAUUGCUACUGCAGCAACCACUGUCUCUGCGACACUGGUCCCAGUGGAUGAAGCAACCCAUCUUGUCGACACCUCUGAAGGAUCCACCAAAAGAAGUCCUCACUUGGGUCCCAGUGACGUCUACCUGGAAGACCUCUCCAACCUGGAUGAGGAGCAGGUGGCUCUCUAUUUCCCCAGGAGUGACACAGAGCAGAGUUCAAAGACUGUGUCAGACCCCAGCAACCCUCUGUGUGUCCAGCUGCCAUCCGACUUGCCCUCCGACAGCCCUGCGGACUCCGACUCAGAUUUGAUGCCGGCAAUUGCCCUGUCACUGUGCGGAGGCUUGUGGGGCAGCAGGCAGAUCUCUCGUGAGAAGUUCAUGGAGCACAUGGUCUCCUACCAGCAGUUUGCUGAGAAUCCGGGAAUCGUUGAUGACCCAAACCUGGUGAUAUUGAUCAACAAGAAGUAUUACAGCUGGGCAGUGGCUGCUCCCAUGGUCCUGUCCCUGCAGGCUUUCCAGAGGAACAUUCCCGAGAGCACCAUUGACCAACUGGUGAAGGAGAAGAUGCCCAAGAAAGGCAGCAGGUGGUGGUUCUCCUGGAGGAGGAGAGAAUUCCCAGCAGAGGAGGUAUGUUUGCAGCAAUGGCAGUGCCGACCGCAGGAGGAAGAGGGGUCGUCCAGUGAUGAUGAGCCCCUGCACCCUGGGGACAGGUUAGCAAUGGAUGCCCCUGCACAGAAAUCUCUGCCAACCUACAAGAAAUCUCUUCGGCUCUCCUCUGAACAAAUCGGAAAGCUGAAUCUGCAGGAUGGCCCCAACGAGGUGGCAUUCAGUGUGACGACUCAGUACCAGGGCACGUGCCGCUGUGAGGCCACCAUCUACCUGUGGAACUGGGACGAUAAGGUGGUGAUCUCAGACAUCGAUGGCACCAUCACCAAGUCGGAUGCUCUUGGGCACAUCUUGCCACAUCUGGGAAAAGACUGGACUCAUCAUGGGAUUGCUAAGCUCUUCCACAAAAUCCACCUGAAUGGCUACAAGUUCCUCUACUGCUCAGCCAGAGCGAUCGGCGUGGCACACAUCACCAAAGGCUACCUCAAAUGGGUCAACGAGCAAGGCUGUGCCCUCCCCAAGGGUCCCAUCCUGCUCGCCCCCAGCAGCCUCUUCUCUGCCUUCCACAGGGAGGUGAUUGAGAAGAAGCCAGAGGUGUUCAAGAUCGCCUGCUUGAUGGACAUCCAAAACCUGUUUGCCACAAAACUGCCCUUCUAUGCAGCCUUUGGGAACAGAGCUAACGACGUCUACGCCUACAAGCAAGUGGGCCUGCCGGAGAGCCGCAUAUUCACGGUCAACCCCAAGGGAGAACUGAUCCAGGAGCUCAUGAAGAACCACAAGUCAACGUACGAGCGGCUGUCGGAGCUGGUGGAGCUCAUCUUCCCUCCCCUGGGACAGAGUGGGAGCAUCGCUCUGGUGUGCCCAGAGUUCAGCCACUUUACCUACUGGAGACCUCCACUGCCUGCUGUUGACCUGGAUGCCUUCUCCUGA